Messenger RNA from Anastrepha ludens (Mexican fruit fly), 2595 nucleotides. It is a transcript of the gene Atg14, whose product is annotated as beclin 1-associated autophagy-related key regulator. The transcript is spliced from 4 exons. Bases 897 to 2414 code for a protein of 505 amino acids. Gene Ontology annotation, cellular component: phosphatidylinositol 3-kinase complex, class III; extrinsic component of phagophore assembly site membrane; autophagosome. Gene Ontology annotation, biological process: mitophagy; cellular response to starvation; autophagosome assembly. Lineage: Eukaryota; Metazoa; Arthropoda; Insecta; Diptera; Tephritidae. The record is from RefSeq and is a predicted model, not a curated record.
UACAACACCCUUCUAGCAACGCCUCUGUAAAAGUCAAAGGAACCUGCACACGAAGUUCGUCCUUUUCAAGUGACUGGCAGCACUAACGUUUUGCUAAAUAACACAUUUUUAACAACAAAUUACUUACAAACUAUAAGACUUCAGAGGGUACAGUUUUCCGUUUUAGGAUGAGGAUGCACUAUUCUAGCCGCCCCGCCCCCUUUACAUUUGUUUUCCUCAAAGCGUACGUCAUUAUACUACGUAUUCCCCCAAAAAAUUACAAAUAUAUCUCGUAUUUUUAUAACACAACAGUUUGACAGUUUUCGCAAACAAGUCAAAAAAAAAAAAAAGUGGACAAGUGAGAAACACAAGUUACUCUCUGAGUAUGACUCUCAUUUGCCGAGUAUCGGCAAAGGAAACUUUUUCAGGCUGUUUUGUCAUCAAAUAAACAUACCUAGUGUAUUCACUUUGCUGUAAUAUCUCAGGUAAAUUAAAGAGUCCUUGGGUGCGCAAGGACUUUGUUUGAAUCUUUCGUAUAUGCUAAACACAAACAAGCGUGGAAAUUUAACUUUAGUCUAUCAUUUAUAUAUGCACUCUUAAAAGGCAUAAAUGUGUGGACAGGAGAAGACGGUAAUCUGCAACCCUGAUUGUCAAAUAAAACAUUUGUGAGAGAAGACAAACAAAAUUUUGCAUUUUGCUGUCAUUGUAAUAAAUAAACUUAACAAAUUUUUGUUAAAUGGACACUUUGAACUUAUGUUGGAACAAAAGCGAUAAAACUAUCAAGUGUACAGCAUAUUUAUAAUUUCCUAAAGAAUCAGAAGCAAACAUAAUAGUGUUCGUUGUAUUUAAGAUAAUAGCACUGUGACGCAGCGCUUAGGUGGCAGGUAGUGUUGGUUGUGGUAGUGGAAGAUUAUGUUAUGGCAUCUAUGUCCUGCUCAUCGUCAGAUGAGAGCUUUAAUGCACCAAAUCUGAAAUUUAACGUGUCUAGUUCAAGCGAAGAUGUUUGUAGAGAUCUGGUUGGUCAUGCACAUUCAGAGGAAACAUUCUGUCUGAGAUAUAUUUGCCCACAGUGUAAGAGAGCCCAGCCUCAGGAGAAUUUCCACUGUUGCUCGUGUGUGCGUAAUGGAAACGUUGUGCACAGCAGUGUUGCUGGUUGUACGCAGAAGGAAAACCUGUUCGAGAAACAGCAAAAAUAUAUUAAAAUAAAAGGAGGUAUCAAAGAUUUAAGCAAUCGCUAUGAACAGUUUAUGCGUAAACAGCGGUCAAGUGAAAACCUACAAUGCGAAAUUAAACGAAAAAAACAGAGGAUUCAGCUGCUUAAUAGAUUAAUCGCGGAGAAGCAAACAUUAUUAGCAAAUCUAAAAGAUCAAAGAGAUCAGCUAUGUAAGGCAAAUAAUGACAAACACAAGCAAUUGCCAAAUUAUCCAAUCAAGGUGAAGGCUUUGGAAGAUUACGUUUUUGAUCGAUUCGAAAAAAUUAAUAAACUACGCGAGCGGCAUGAUGCAAUGAUGGAGAAAGUACAGCAGGUAACACGCCAUGAUAUAAACCAGCUGGUUAAGUACAUAUUCCCCAUUUCGGAAGUUGUGCUAAGAGACGAGAAGCGCCUCAAAACCAUUAUUGGUGACGUACGCGGAGCAGUGCAAUGUGGACCAAGUAGCGAUGCUGGAAGUACCGAAGCCGAUACCAUAGAACAGUUGGCAGACGCUAAAAACACUUCUUAUAUACGUGGUAAAUGGGUGUUUCACGGUAGUGGCAUAAGUGAGAUGCAAUAUCGUAUAAUAGCUCCUACAUUGCCGGCCAAUGGCGAUUAUACAGCCUAUUUAGAUUGGCUAUCCGACAACAAAGAUGAUGUACCCAAGAAUGAAGGUAAUCAGGUAGCGCCAAGCCGUAUUAGUGCUUUCCGCAUUAUUGGCGCGUUAACGUAUACCACACAACUGACAGAGCUCCUAAGCUACUACCUGAACGUGCGUUUGCCGCAUAAAAUGGCAUAUGGUGACUUUUGCCGAAUACUCAACGAAGAGCAUUUUUUGCGCAAAGUAUCGCGUUUAAACUCAAACAUUAUGUACCUCGCCUACACACAGCAGGUACAGUUGCGGAACCAUAAUGAAAAUCAUACACUGGAAAACAUAUUGGCCAUUUUAGACGUAGAGAAGAGCAAUUUAGGUCGUCAUGGUUUCCACGAGUUAUCAAAUGCACCAUUAAUGAAAUCGGUUGACUCUUUGCUUAAGGGUAUUGAAACGGCUACUGAAUCAGAGUCGGAAGAUGACAAUUCCUUACGCUUGGAUUGGGAAGCGGUGCCAAAUUUCCCAGAGGAGCCUGAGAUUAACGAAUCGGAUUUAGUUGCGAACGUAGCUGCACAACAAUCAAGUUUAACGGGUGGUCUAAUCACUACAGCAGCAAAUCGAAUAAGCGCUAUACUUCGAUGGCGAAGAUAGGGCUAAUAUGGUUUUUAGUGUUCGUUUCGUUUUUUUUUAUGCUCGUAGAUAUUGGGUAUACCUACAUGUAUCCAUAUAUAUAUAUUUUUGUCUUUGCAUACAAGUACCUACACUCCUACGACACAUACAUAUAUACAAUUAAAGUAAAAUAUAAUUGAAGAACAUUUAUGUAGCAAAAGAA